Sinocyclocheilus grahami is the source of this 627-nucleotide messenger RNA. RefSeq lists its product as uncharacterized. The record is from RefSeq and is a predicted model, not a curated record. Lineage: Eukaryota; Metazoa; Chordata; Actinopteri; Cypriniformes; Cyprinidae. The transcript has 3 exons. The coding region runs from base 1 to 627 and encodes 208 amino acids.
AUGAAUGAUGGAGUUAAACAUCUCAGCUCAGUGGCCGUCAGUCUAACAGUCACAGUCUUGCAGGCGAGGAUGAAUCAUGCAUCUACAGACCUGAGAGAUGAGACAGUAGAAGUGAUCUGUGAUUCUUCCUGUGAUUUGACCUCUGGAGUUCACUAUUACUGGAUGAAGAAUAGACAGUAUUUCAGAUAUACACAGUCCCCCAACAUGUUUGUGUCAGUCGGCAGAGAUGCUGGCAGCUUUUCCUGUUCUCUUUAUCCACAUAAUGAACAUCCCUCCUCUUCUGUGUGCAUUUCUAAGAGUGGCUGCUGGGAUGUGAUUUACACCUCUAGAAGAGUCUGUGCUUUGGUGGGCUCAACAGUAGACAUUUCCUGCACAUACUCACAUCCCUCUGGUUCUACUGUAUAUGAAACAUUCUGGCGUUACGUUCGGCCUGGUGACUUUAAGGAUCUGCGUGAGGAGCAUCAGUUUGCUGGUCGUGUGGAGUAUGUGGGGAACAAACUGAGAAUCAAAGAGCUCAAGAUCAGCGACUCUGGAGAAUAUCGAUUCAGGUGCAUCACUAACAUGACAAACGGCCAAUACUUUGGAUCACCUGGAGUCAUUCUUACUCUUACAGGUAACUCAUCAUAA